Messenger RNA from Dreissena polymorpha, 1737 nucleotides. Its product is annotated as D-ribitol-5-phosphate cytidylyltransferase-like. NCBI's taxonomy places the organism in Eukaryota, Metazoa, Mollusca, Bivalvia, Myida, Dreissenidae. The transcript is spliced from 9 exons. The record is from RefSeq and is a predicted model, not a curated record. Bases 1 to 1152 code for a protein of 383 amino acids. Gene Ontology annotation, biological process: isoprenoid biosynthetic process; protein O-linked glycosylation via mannose. Gene Ontology annotation, cellular component: cytosol. Gene Ontology annotation, molecular function: D-ribitol-5-phosphate cytidylyltransferase activity.
AUGUCAUCAGCAGAGCUUGCUGUCGUUGUUGUGUUGCCGGCAAGUGGUACAGGGGACAGGUUUAGCUGUCAGACUCCGAAGCAGUUUGCCUGCCUGCUGGACAAACCCAUAUUUUUUCACACAGUGAUGGCAUUUUACAGGUUUGACUGGGUACAAAACAUUGUCAUAAUAGUGAGUACAGAACACAUUGACAGAGUGACAGCCAUGGUUGACUGCUGCAAAGACAAGGUGAAAGUUGUGCUCGGUAGCAACACCCGACAUAGAUCUAUCCGGGAGGGCGUUCAAGCAUUGAUGCAUGUCCAGCCUGUACCAGAUGUCGUGGUCAUUCACGAUGUAGUGAGACCAUUUUUUGAUGAAGAAGUUGUCAAGACCAUCGUAAAAAAUGCAUUUGUUCAUGGGGCAGCAGGUGUGACACGCCCUCUGGUUUCCACAGUAAUACAAGGUGACGAGAACAACAUGCUGACGGCAUCCCUUGACAGGAACCUGUACCGUGCCAGUGAGAUGCCACAAGCUUUCAAGUAUGGGGUUAUCAAGGAGGCCUAUGAAAAAGCUGAUGAGAAUGACCUCGACUUUGGCACAGAGUUGGCCCUCAAACACUGCCAAACCCCGGCAAAAUUGAUUCCUGGACCGGACUGUCUGUGGAAGAUUACAUACAAAAAAGAUCUCUACGCAGCUGAAGGCAUUAUGAAAGAGACAGGUAUUUGCGUGUGCAUUCAGUCAGUAACAGGCAGUGCCAGUGAAGCUGUCCUGCAGUGUUUGGAACAUCAUAUCUCAGAAAAAGGCCUCUCCUGCAAAAGGGUCAGUGAGGUGUCAUUGGAUUUCAACACCUACGUGUUUGUGCACACAGAAAAAUCUGACAUUACGACAAUGCUUGAAACCAUGUCACAAGAGGUCUGCGACUGCCACAGAAGAAACAAAUAUGAAAUAGUCAAGCCAUGUGUGAUUCACGUGUUUGCUGGAAAUCUUUUGGAUACCGAAACGGAGAGAGAAUUUCGUGAAACCAUCGCAAAAUUGUCUAAAGACCAGUGUAGCGUGCUUUGGUAUGGAGUAAUUUGCCAGAGCACCUGUGGCAGGCUUGGCAAAAUGGUGGCGAGUCUCUGUUGGACAAGAGAAGACAGUUUCUCAGGACAGACAUUUGUACUUCAUUCAUGACGUCUACUUACAGCUGACCAAUGUGUCAUGGACAACAGAGGAAAAACUAUAUCAAUAGUACCUUACCUGCUUUUGAAGAUCACGUGUGAAAUCGAAAGUUAAGAACAUGGGUAUUGUCUUCUUAUGGAUCUUGCAACAAAUUGAGCCUCUAUCUGGAAAAUCUGGGAUUAAUGCAUGUUUGUGAAGUGUCGUCCCAGAUAAGCCUGUGCAUGCAGUCAGCACAGUUUGAUCAGUGACAACUAUGACUAUGUUUAUGCCCCCCUUCGAAGAAGAGGGGGUAUAUUGUUUUGCACAUGUCGGUCGGUCUGUCGGUCCACCAGAUGGUUUCCGGAUGAUAACUCAAGAACGCUUAGGCCUAGGAUCAUGAAACUUUAUAGGUACAUUGAUCAUGUCUGGCAGAUGACCCCCAUUGAUUUUCAGGUCACUAGGUCAAAGGUCAAGGUCACAGUGACUGGAAAUAGUAAAAUGGUUUCCGGAUGAUUACUCAAGAAUGCUUAGGCCUAGGAUCAUGAAACUUCAUAGGUACAUUGAUCAUGAAUCGCAGAUGACCCCUAUUGAUUUUCAUGUCACUAGGUCAAAGGUCAA